GAUUCAUUCCUUGCUCAGUUUUGUUAGGUUUGCUUAGGUUCUCAAGAGAGAGAGAGAGUUGAAGGCUUUUUUGUUGUUUAUUGGUGAUUUUGUUGUUGUUUCUCUUUCCUUAUUUUGUAGGUACUGAAGAGCAGGACUUUGCACCUUGACUUUGUUGAAGAGCAUACAAUUCAGGCUAGGUCUUUGAAGUUGGAGAGUAUUAGAUUGGGAUCUUAGAACUGAGGAAAUGGAGGUAUAUGGAAAAUCUGUGGUUGAAGCUCCUUCAAAUGUUAUUUAUCUGUCAAGUAUUUUGGGUCAGGAUGGUCCAAUUCCUGUUCACAAAUGCAACUGGAAAUGCGAAAAUGAACGUGUUUGUGGAAACAUGUUUCGCUGCAAGAUAACAGGGCUGACUCACAUCUGUGAUAAAAACUGUAACCAGAGAAUUGUGUAUGAUAACCACAGCUCUCUUUGCCUGGCAAGUGGUCAAAUGUUCCCCCUCACGCUGGUGGAGGAGCAAGCGGUGAGAGGUGUUCGCAGAAAGCUUGACGCGGAGAAUUCACCCGUUGAUAACGGUGGUUGUAAGCGUAGAAGGGAUGCACAAUUUCAUCCUUCUCCGUUCGAGAGGUCUUUCUCUGCUGUCAGUCCUAUCUGCAGCCAAGUUGGAGAUGGCAUGGAUCUGAACUAGAUGUCUAUUAUAUAACUGAAAAGACUUUUUAUCAUUUUUCAUGUUCUGUUGAAGUUUUUUUUAUCUUUUUUCUAUCAGCUGAGUAUCUAUAACAGAACUUGAACUAUUAUGAGUUACUUAUUGGUGGACUUGAUGUGUCCCCAUAUGAUGUAGGAAGUACUUAUGUUUCUAGCAAUAAUGGAAUGUAGCAUUUAAAUUAACUUGAGUGUUGAAUGGGGCUUUGACCUUUGGGCAGUUUCUUGUUAACCUUAUUGAGCAUCUCACUGCUAUGGCUUACUACAGGAUGUGUGUAUGAGCAAUGUGCUCACUUUUUUCUGAUAGUGUGUCGCAAAGUAGCCAUAUUUUAGUAUUAGCAUACUUAUUGCUAAUGUCUUGAGUUAGCAUUCUUUCAAUAGCAAGCAAUUUUGAAUCUUGCCCUAUUGAUAAAUUUAUUUAGGGUUAUGUUGAUAAACUUGAUGUAAGACCAGGUUCUCACCACUCUCAGUUCUUCAUUUGAAGAAUUUUGGUAUUUUAUUUGUUGAAGACUAAAUUGUGUUUUGCUUUUUAACUCUUCCCAUUUCUGUUACAGGCUCAAGGGUGAUGAUCUAGUUCACAUUUUCACAUAUGUUAAUCACUUUUCAAUUACUUUUUGUUUGUGAUUUGAUUGAGGUUAAUGUAACUUGUGCAGGUUCUGAAGUAUGCUUGCAAGGAGCAUUCAAAGAAUUUAUGUUGCAAUGCUGAAUAUUUUUUUAUGAUAUUGAAUUGCUUUAUGUUAUGCCAUGAAAUAUUGAUAAUUGUCUUAUUUUCUUAUUGGCACAGGCAUUGCAACUUUUGCUUGAAUCUCUGUCUUUGCUGAAGUCUGGAGAAGCAGAAAGCAAUGGGGGUGAUAAAUAGUUAAAAGACUAAGCGGGUGAUCCUGAAAUCAUUGGAUUUCAAAAGAACUGAGGCAAGAACAGUUAUGAUUUGAUGCUCUUCAGAAAUGAUACAAACAUGAAUGUGGAAAGCAAUGGGGGUGAUAAAUAGUUAAAAGACUAAGCGGGUGAUCCUGAAAUCAUUGGAUUUCAAAAGAACUGAGGCAAGAACAGUUAUGAUUUGAUGCUCUUCAGAAAUGAUACAAACAUGAAUGUGGAAAGCUGAAGAAGAAGGGAUGCCUAAUCUUGAAUAUUGAUUUACUUUGAAAUUUCAGACCUCAUGAACCUGCCAUGUGUGUGACUGAGGUCUCGAGUUCAAGUCCUAGAAACAACCUCUUAUGUAAAGAACAGGGUAAGGUUUACGAUAGACCAAGUGGUCGGACCCUUCCCUAGACCUCGCACAUAGCGUGGGCUUAUUCUGCUUGAGGUUCCACUUAGUACUCUAUUUCUUGCACACACUGAGGUGGCAUUGAGCAAAUAGAGAGAGGCCUUACUAGGAUACUGUAAUCAUCUUCCAUCUGUCAUACCUGCAUAUUAUUUCUCUUAUAAUUGUGUGGAAGGAUAGAAAGUAAAUUCUCCAAAUUGCCUUGUUCAUGAUUUAUGUUGUAGACUUGUGGUUUCUACUUCUAAUAGUAUGUCACAAGCACAUGUAAUAAGCAGAACAACUCUGAUUCUGAUAUUUGUGAAAGCUAGAGCUUUGUAAAAUAUUUUUCAUUUUCUAACA
Messenger RNA from Lotus japonicus, 2278 nucleotides. RefSeq lists its product as uncharacterized. Lineage: Eukaryota; Viridiplantae; Streptophyta; Magnoliopsida; Fabales; Fabaceae. The transcript has 2 exons. The record is from RefSeq and is a predicted model, not a curated record. Bases 227 to 664 code for a protein of 145 amino acids.